AUGCAGUCGAUUACAAAGUCUACAGCUGAGCCCGUGCCAGCCAGCGACGCCUACUACGACCUAGGCGCAUUCCAUUCCCCCAUUCACACCCAGUCCGCCGAUGCCCAGACCUGGUUUGACGGAGGCCUUCUUUGGGCUCACGCUUUCAACCAUGAGGAGGCCAUACGAUGCUUCCAGCAGGUCAUCGCACACGACCCAAGCUGCGUCAUGGGCUACUGGGGAGUAGCAUACGCCGCAGGGCCCAACUACAACAAGAAGUGGGAGGCGUUCGACCCCGAAGAUCUCGCAUCGACCUUCAAGCUGGGCCACCUCAUGGUGCGGCAGGCAAAGAGGCACGCGACGGACGUGCCUCCGACUUCAAAGAUAUUAUUUUCUUCGUAUGCUACGGUGAUGAAGAAGGUCUACGCCGAGUGCGGACAAGGAAAUCUGGAUAUCGUCACUCUCACGGCCGACGCACUGAUGAACACGAACCCCCGAGCUCUAUACGAAAGCCAAACCGGACAACCGCGACUCGAGACCCGGUUCUAG
Messenger RNA from Diaporthe citri, 528 nucleotides. RefSeq lists its product as uncharacterized. The transcript has 2 exons. Gene Ontology annotation, cellular component: intracellular anatomical structure. Gene Ontology annotation, molecular function: protein binding. The record is from RefSeq and is a predicted model, not a curated record. Bases 1 to 528 code for a protein of 175 amino acids. NCBI's taxonomy places the organism in Eukaryota, Fungi, Ascomycota, Sordariomycetes, Diaporthales, Diaporthaceae.